UACAUCGAUACUGUCGUGAGUUGUCCAGCUCUAGUUCUGCUCUGAAAUUAACCAGCCGCCUGAUAACCAAAUUAAAAGUUAUUAAAUCGGAACAAAUCGCAGCAAAGUGUUCACAAUGAGCGAGCAGAAAACGAGUGGGAGUGGGUCAGCGGUCACGGCCCGUCUGCAAAUCGAGGCGGAGUACAAGGACAAAGGGCCGCAAUGGCAUCGCUUUUACAAGGAAAUUUGUGAGACCUGCGACAGGGAGGCGAAGGAGAAGCAGUUCAGCACCUCGGAAUCGGAACGUCACACCAACCGCGGCCUGAAUCGCUAUCGGGAUGUGAAUCCGUACGACCAUUCCCGCAUUGUUCUGAAGCGCGGCAGCGUGGACUACAUCAAUGCGAACCUGGUUCAGCUGGAGCGCGCCGAUCGCCAGUACAUCCUGACCCAAGGACCGCUGGUGGACACAGUGGGCCACUUCUGGCUGAUGGUAUGGGAGCAGAAGUCUAGGGCGAUUCUCAUGCUCAACAAGCUGAUGGAGAAGAAACAGAUCAAGUGCCACCUCUACUGGCCCAACGAGAUGGGAGCCGAUAAGGCCCUGAAGCUCCCCCACGUCAAACUCACCGUGGAGCUCGUUCGUCUCGAGACCUAUCAGAACUUUGUGCGGCGAUGGUUCAAACUAACCGAUCUCGAAACGCAGCAGAGCCGUGAAGUGAUGCAGUUCCACUACACCACAUGGCCGGACUUUGGCAUUCCCAGCUCGCCGAAUGCAUUCCUUAAGUUCUUGCAGCAGGUUCGCGACUCUGGCUGCCUUAGCCGCGACGUGGGUCCGGCCGUGGUGCACUGCAGUGCCGGAAUUGGGCGGUCGGGCACCUUCUGCCUGGUGGACUGCUGCCUGGUCCUGAUCGACAAGUACGGAGAGUGCAAUGUGUCCAAGGUGCUCUGCGAGCUGCGCAGCUACCGCAUGGGCCUUAUACAGACCGCCGACCAGCUGGACUUCUCCUACCAGGCGAUCAUCGAGGGCAUCAAAAAGCUGCACGAUCCCACCUUUCUGGACGCUGAAGAACCCAUCAUUAGCAACGACACAGAGACUCACACACUGGAUGAGCUGCCGCCGCCGUUGCCGCCACGCAUCCAAUCGCUUAACCUGCCACUGGCCCCCAAUUCCGGCGGCAUACUUUCGCUUAAUAUGCGCGCGGCCCAGGCUAAUGGCGCUGAGAGUAUCGGCAAAGAGCUGAGCAAGGACGCCCUGAACAACUUCAUUAACCAGCACGAUAUGAUCCACGAUGCCGAGGUGGCCGACAGCCGUCCCUUGCCGCCAUUACCCGUGAGAGCUUUCAACGACUCGGACAGCGAGGAGGAUUACUUGCUGGAUGACGACGACGAGGACGACACAGAUGAGGACGAGGAGUACGAGACCAUUAACGAGCACGAUGCCGAUCCAGUUAAUGGCCACGUGCCCGCAACAACACAGCCACAUGCCGACGACGUCAAUGCCAACAACGAGAAGCCAGCGGUGCCAGUCGACGAGCAGCACAAGGGGAACGGCAUCGAUUCAAUUCCAGGCCAACUCCCAGCCAGUCCCGAGAACGAGCUGAAGCGGCGAAAACGCAACGAAUACCAGGCCAGCCUGGAGCAGAAGGUCAACGACAUCAAGCGGAAGCAGCGGGAGAACGAGGACAACCAGCUGGCGGCAAAGAAACGAAGGUCAUUACUCACAUAUUUUGCCGCUGGUGUUGUGGUGAGCGUGAUCUGCGCCUACGCAUACACGAAGCUAGGUUAAGUGCCCCGUAGCCACUAAGUAGUCGUAGACCAGUAGUAGCAAUAGCUGUAUGACGUAUUUAGUUGCCGUAGGAGACCGAUUCCUCCCCUGAUUCCUCCCCCCAAUUUCCGACCUCCGAUCCAAACCAACUCAUCCGCCUGGCCUGGCAUUUAAUGCGGGCACGAAUCAUGGACGACGUUUCACGGAUCGGAAAGGAUCAGAGAUCGGACGGAAUCGCAUCGCAAUCGCACACGAAUUGCGGAUGGCGGAUUGAGCUGAACGAACGAAUGAUACACGAUGCAUAAAUAUUAGGGAAUUUUUGAUAUACGAAAUACAAGAAGGAAAACAAAAGAAACAUGAAAACAAAACAAGCAACUAAACUAACGAAAAUCGGGUAGAAAUCACGUCAAAUGUAGAUUUUGCGCAAUAGACUGACAUUUUAGAACAAAUUUAUUUUCUACACUCUAAAAAUGGAUUGAUAACAGAUUGAUAACCAGAUCCCCCGAACGAGCCGCACACCAAAUGCAAAGCUCACCUUACUUGCUCGCUAUGCAUUAAAUGAUUAUGAAUUAUUAUGAAUAUCAUAACCACCAAUGUUUCAAGCACCCGACAUCCCACUACACGCUUCACUUGUUGUUGUACAGCAAUUUCUUAUAGCAUACGACCUAUGUAUAUUUAUUUAUGAAGAUUAAUGAGAAACAACCACUUGUUGUAGUACAUACAUGGCAAAAAUAUAAAGUGCAGCAAUGUGCCAAAAAGAAACGAAUCGGAGAAUUGUAUGAAGUCCUAUACGACUCUUAAUUUUACUUUGCCUCCCGCCCCAACUAACUUUGAAUUGUUGUGUUUAAAAACCUUUCCCCUGCCCCUAAGAAAGAGCACUUUAUUAAUGAAUCGAAAUUCAGCGCCAUUAAAGCAAUAACUUAUGGAUAAACAAAA
Messenger RNA from Drosophila teissieri, 2677 nucleotides. It is a transcript of the gene Ptp61F, whose product is annotated as tyrosine-protein phosphatase non-receptor type 61F. Gene Ontology annotation, molecular function: protein tyrosine phosphatase activity. Bases 116 to 1762 code for a protein of 548 amino acids. The record is from RefSeq and is a predicted model, not a curated record. The transcript has 6 exons. NCBI's taxonomy places the organism in Eukaryota, Metazoa, Arthropoda, Insecta, Diptera, Drosophilidae. Gene Ontology annotation, biological process: protein dephosphorylation.